AGUCAUCCCCGGAGAUACUAAAUCGCUCUGUACACGUAACAAUUAGGAAGCGAUCAGGCCAUGUUCUGCCAGCCAUGCAGCAUCUGAACCUGCGACCGGAUCACCGUUAGCAGACAACUAACAGAUGGCAGGGGACAGCGGCCCGUCCGCGCCGUGCUACUAGUUAGCCACGACAUGCCCGGCGCUAACCCGACUUCCCACCGGAGCCGAGAUGCGCCCGGCGCCGGGCCAACUUCCUGGUUCAGAUGCAGGUCGCUCAACAAGCAAUCCGACGCACUUAUGCUGACAGGAAUCACGGAUCAUGAACCGAUGGCAGUAACAAGGAAUGAGGGAACUUACUUUUCACUGACGCACACAAACUUCACGAUUGAUCCCUUCGCGAUUGAUCCCUUCUCCCCGUGCACCGCUGCUCGGUCGUGUCGGCGCUUAACGACAGGUCACCUGCUGGCCCCACACUCCCGACAGCACAACCCUCUGCAGCGUGGGCCGGGACCGGAGCAUCAUGCAGGACCUCAUCCAGAAGCUCCGGCUGCCGGACCUGGACCAGGUCGGCAGCUACGUGAGGAGCGUCCCCACCCCCGUGCUGCUGGGCGUGGGGGCCGCCGCCACCGCCACCGCCUACUACCUGGCGACCCGGCCCAGAGCCCUGCCGCCGGCCUGCGACCUGCAGGAGCAGUCGCUGCAGGGAAAAGGGCUUGCUCGAGAGUCGGUGCUGGGGACCGGAGACGGCCACAUGACAUACAUCUACGAGGACGCCAAGACCAUGUACGAGUUCUUCCUCAGAGGAGUCCGAGUCUCGGACGGCGGCCCGUUCCUGGGCUCCAGGAAACCCGGUCAGCCCUACGAGUGGCUGUCCUACCGCGAGGUCAAGCAGCGGACAGAGUGUCUGGGUUCAGCGUUUCUUCACAAAGGACACUCCAAGACGACAGACCCUCACAUCGGCAUUUUCUCCCAGAACAGGCCUGAGUGGACCAUAACUGAGCUGGCGUGUUAUACCUACUCUCUGGUGGCCGUCCCUCUGUACGACACACUGGGCACUGAGGCCAUCGCCUACAUUAUCGAGAAAGCGUCCAUCUCCACCAUCGUGUGCGACGUGACGGAGAAGGUGGGGCUGGUGCUGGACUGUGUGGAGGGCAGGGAGCACAGCGUGAAGACCGUGGCGCUGAUGGAGACGCCCAGCGACAGCCUGGUGAGACGAGGCCAGCAGGCCGGCGUCCUCAUCCUCAGCCUGCAGGAGAUGGAGGAAAUGGGGAAGGCUCACUACCGUCAGCCAGAGCGUCCGCGGCCGGAGGACAUGGCGUUGAUCUGCUUCACCAGCGGGACAACAGGGAACCCAAAAGGAGCCAUGUUGACUCACAGGAACAUCGUCAGUAACUGCUCGGCCUUCAUCAAGAUCACAGAGAUCUCCUGCUGCAUGUACCCCACUGACGUCCACAUUUCCUACCUGCCCCUGGCCCAUAUGUUUGAGAGAGUAGUUCAGGGCGUCAUGCUGGUGAAGGGGGCCCGGAUCGGCUUCUUCCAGGGAGACGUGAAGAAGCUGAGCGACGAUCUGCGCGCGCUGAAGCCCACCGUGUUCCCCGUCGUGCCGCGGCUGCUCAACAGGAUGUAUGACAAGAUCAUGGGCCAGGCCAACACCUCCUGGAAGCGCUGGCUGCUGGAGUUCGCCUUCAGGAGGAAGGAGGCCGAGAUGAUGAGGGGCGUCGUGAGGAGGGACAGCAUCUGGGAUCGGCUGAUCUUCAGGAGGGUGCAGGCCAGCCUGGGGGGCCGCGUCCGCCUCAUGUUAACUGGAGCUGCGCCCAUCUCUCCUACGGUGCUCACCUUCCUCCGAGCUGCAGUGGGCUGCCAGGUCUAUGAGGGUUAUGGACAGACGGAGUGCACGGCAGGGUGCACGGUGACGCUGCCCGGCGACUGGACUGCUGGUCACGUCGGGCCUCCUCUGCCCUGUAACUCGGUCAAGCUGGUGGACGUCCCCGAGAUGAACUACCACGCCGUGAAUGGAGAGGGAGAGGUGUGUGUGAAGGGUCCCAACGUGUUCCAGGGCUACCUGAAGGACCCCGAGAAGACGGCGGAGGCCGUGGAUGCAGAAGGGUGGCUGCACACCGGAGACAUCGGGAAAUGGCUGCCGAACGGCACCCUGAGGAUCGUGGACAGGAAGAAGCACAUCUUCAAGCUGGCGCAGGGCGAGUACAUCGCGCCCGAGAAGAUCGAGAACGUGUACACCCGCAGCGACGCUGUGGCGCAGGUCUUCGUGCACGGAGACAGUCUGCAGGCGUGUCUGGUGGCGGUGGUGGUCCCGGACCCGGACUUCCUGUGCGGCUGGGCCAAGAGGACCCUGAAGCUGCAGGGCAGCUACAAGGAGCUGUGCGGCAGGGCGGACGUCAAGGCGGCGAUCCUGCGGGACAUGCUGCGGCUGGGGACGGACGGAGGCCUCAAGUCCUUCGAGCAGGUGAAAGCCAUCCACGUCCACACCGAGCUGUUCUCCGUGGAGAACGGCCUGCUCACCCCCACCAUGAAGUCCAAGAGGAACGAGAUGCGCCAGCGCUUCAGGGCGCAGAUCGACGGGCUGUACGCCAACAUCCGCAUGUAGGAGGAGGAGGAGGAGGAGGAGGAGGGGGCGGAGCCAGGCAGACAGCCUCCUCAAGGGUCCAGAGAAGAUUUCACGCUGAACAUAGAAGGGCUUGAUUUUGUUUGCCUUUUCUGGAAGCUGCUUUUCCUCCGUCGCUCAGGAAGAAUCACACUCUUCAGACACGUCCGGUUGGAUUCAGAGCGGCUCUGACGGUCCGCUUCGGAGGCGUGGACGCUGCUGUUCAGGCUCUGAUCCGCAGCGCCUGCUUCUUUGGUUCAGUUACACCUUUUAGAGGAAGUUUCUUGAGUUCUCAGAUGAUUAAAAACACACUUUUCAUGUGACAUAGCACAGCGUUAAUCUGCAGAUGAGAUCAAGGAGAUGAAAAGUGAACGAGAGUCAAUCAGAGUGAUUUUAAACCCAUGAAAACCCUUUUUUUAUCAUUAUAACCCAGGGGUGUCAAACAUAAGGCUCAUGGGGCCAAAGUGGGCCCUGAAGAGGCUCCAGUCCAGAUCGGUCCGGGUUGCGUCUCCCGGUGACGUAGCACCCUGUGAUUGGCUGAGAUAACAUGCUGCGUUAUUAUUGGCUGGACGUUAUGGCGCUGAGGCAGAGCUGUGGAGGCAGCUCGAGGUGAAGAGGGACCACACCCGGUUCUCCUCCUGCUCCGUCUGCCGGUCUGAGGGGCGGGGCCAGACGGAUCAUUACCAGGUGUCCCAUUUCACCUUCCUCCCAGGUAACACCAGCAAUGUGAGCUGCCGUUUUCACUGCCGUCCCAGACUGAAGAUAAAAAUGCCCAUGUUGAUAAAGCUUUAAGUGACCUGACACUGGCACAUGUGGUUGAUCUGGUUUAAAAUAUCCUUUAAGAAGUGAGAGAGUGAAAAUUAUAAACCAUUUAGACAGUUUAAAAAGCUUUAUACAUGUCAACUCUUGAUUAUGCAACUUUUUUUUAUUACAAAUAUCUUCCCCUUGUUUUGUGAGUAAAGUAUCAGUUUUAGCUAUAAAAGCUGAGUUUUUAUCAAUAAGAUUAAAAGCCACUGCAUUAAGAAUAAACAAAAAACAAAUCUUGUGUAAAGAUGUGUCACUAAAUAGAUCAAAAAUACAUUUAUAUUCAUAUUGAACUGAAUGAAUAAAAAAUGAGUAUUGAUAAGAUGAGAGAAUAGAUUGUAUUUUAUAAAUCCUGGAAGGGAAAAUCCGUCCAUCCAUCCACCCAUCCAUCCAUCCAUUCAUCCAUCCGCCAUCCCCGGACUGGUCUGGUGUCUCCACCGGCCGGCCGAACCUCAACCUCGUGACAGGUGCCUGACUGUUGACCUGUCUCUGUUAGGGAGCAAUAGUGGCGUCACGUGACUGUGGUGGGUGAGCGGGCGAACGAAAAGAUCGGGUCAGAAAGGAAGUCCAGCUGCCUGCGUGUCCUGCUUGCUGUGGACAGUCCGGUCGUCUCCUCGGACCUGGUUCGGCUGGAACAGGACAGGAAGCAGCAGCUGGGGAAGACGGGAGGCGCCACGGGGAGCGCUGGAGGAGAUGCCUUUCUCUCUGACCUGGUUUUGUUCUGAUGUUUCCAUAACGAAAUCGAGAUUAAUUCAUUUUUUUGUAGAUUUGCCUGAACUGCAAAAACAUGUAAUUUCAUGUAAAUUAAAUAAAAA
This is a messenger RNA of Salarias fasciatus (jewelled blenny), 4203 nucleotides long. RefSeq names its product long-chain-fatty-acid--CoA ligase 1-like. The record is from RefSeq and is a predicted model, not a curated record. NCBI's taxonomy places the organism in Eukaryota, Metazoa, Chordata, Actinopteri, Blenniiformes, Blenniidae. Gene Ontology annotation, molecular function: long-chain fatty acid-CoA ligase activity. Gene Ontology annotation, biological process: long-chain fatty acid metabolic process. Bases 503 to 2587 code for a protein of 694 amino acids. Gene Ontology annotation, cellular component: membrane; endoplasmic reticulum. The transcript is spliced from 21 exons.